CAAAGGGCUGGUGUCCAACUCCAGCCCACAGCCCCAGACUUUCAGAGAAAGGGGAGAAAGCAGGAACGUGGGAAGCCUGUGUUCCGAGGGGAGGAGUCCAACAGUCUGCUAGGAAUGGGGCUAGGCAGGAAACUGUAACUGGAGGCUGCUUCUGGAGGCUGUGGAGGAACUGGGUUUGUUCUUUGCCAAAGUCCCAGCACUUAGUGGCCGCUUGAAGCAGGAGUGUUGAGUAGGGAAGGCCUGGGUUAUGGGAUCUCAGAAGUGGAAAGCAGGUCAGAGGUCAUCUGGUCCAGCUCUUUCUUGGCCCACUUUCCCAGAGAAAGAGCCUCCUCACCCAGUGGUCAGGGCCCCCAGACCCAGCAUCCGGCCCCAGGCACUGCCCACUAGUACCUCUGUCUGUGGCCGGGCUGGGGCUGGCGUGCCCAGGAGGCCCUGCCUCUGGGCACAGUGACCUUGGUGGGGUGAGAAGAGCUCUCCCCAUGGCCGAGCCGUCGCCCAGCCCCUCCCCCUCAGGCUAUGCCAGGGGGCGUUGCCAGGGGCAGCUUGGGCGGUGCCAAGCCGGCCCACGCCUCCAUAAAGCCGUCGCUUCCCAGGAGCGGACAGAGCUGGGCCAGCAUGGAGAGGAGACGGGUCACCUCAGCCGUUCGCCGCUCCUACGUCUCCUCCUCGGAGAUGGUGGGGGGAGGCCUGGCCUCCGGCCGCCGUCUGGGGCCGGGCACCCGCCUCUCCCUGGCUCGGAUGCCGCUUCCGCUCCCGGCCCGGGUGGACUUCUCCCUGGCCGGGGCCCUCAACACCGGCUUCAAGGAGACCCGGGCCAGUGAGCGGGCAGAGAUGAUGGAGCUCAAUGACCGCUUCGCCAGCUACAUUGAGAAGGUGCGCUUCCUGGAGCAGCAGAACAAGGCGCUGGCUGCGGAGCUGAACCAGCUGCGGGCCAAGGAGCCCACCAAGCUGGCCGACGUCUACCAGGCUGAGCUGCGGGAGCUAAGGUUUCGGCUCGACCAACUCACCGCCAACAGCGCCCGGCUCGAGGUCGAGAGAGACAAUCUGGCGCAGGACCUGGGCACCCUGAGGCAGAAGCUCCAGGAUGAAACCAACCUGAGGCUGGAGGCCGAAAACAACCUGGCCACCUAUCGACAGGAGGCAGAUGAAGCCACCCUAGCCCGUCUGGAUCUGGAGAGGAAGAUUGAAUCUCUGGAGGAGGAAAUCCGGUUUUUGAGGAAGAUCCAUGAGGAGGAGGUGCAGGAACUUCAGGAGCAGCUGGCCCGGCAGCAGAUCCACGUGGAGAUGGACGUGGCCAAGCCGGACCUCACGGCAGCCCUGAGAGAGAUCCGCACGCAGUACGAGGCAAUGGCGGCCAGCAACAUGCAUGAGGCAGAGGAGUGGUAUCGGUCCAAGUUUGCAGACCUGACCGAUGCCGCAGCCCGCAACGCUGAGCUGCUCCGCCAGGCCAAGCACGAGGCCAACGACUACCGGCGCCAGCUACAGGCCUUGACCUGCGACCUGGAGUCCUUGCGCGGCACAAACGAGUCCUUGGAGAGGCAGAUGCGGGAGCAGGAUGAGCGCCACGCGCGGGAGGCAGCGAGUUACCAGGAGGCACUGACCCGGCUGGAGGAGGAGGGGCAGAGCCUCAAAGACGAGAUGGCACGGCAUCUGCAGGAGUACCAGGACCUGCUGAACGUCAAGCUGGCCCUGGACAUCGAGAUCGCCACCUACAGGAAGCUGCUGGAGGGCGAGGAGAACCGCAUCACUAUUCCCGUGCAGACCUUCUCCAACCUGCAGAUCCGAGGGGGCAAAAGCACCAAAGAAGGGGAAUGUCACAAGGUCACAAGACAUCUCAAAAGGCUCACAGUACAAGUUAUACCAAUACAGGCUCACCAGAUUGUAAAUGGAGCCCCGCCGGCUCUCGAAACCAGCCUGGACACCAAGUCCGUGUCAGAAGGCCACCUUAAGAGGAACAUUGUGGUAAAGACCGUGGAGAUGCGGGAUGGAGAGGUCAUUAAGGAGUCCAAGCAGGAGCACAAGGAUGUGAUGUGAGGCAGGACCCCCAAGGUGGCCCCUACCCCAUAGUGUGAGAGGCCUGAGCAGGAGAUGGGAUUGCUGUCCCCGUCUCUGAUAGCUGAUUUCCCCAGACCCGAGUUCCCACCCACCCCAGCUGUUCCCCUCAUCCCUCGGUCUCUAUGCCAGCUCGCUGCCCUAAGCUCUGUCAGUACUAGGCCUGCACCCCCUGCCCCCUGCACCCAGUAACUCCAACUAACAAGGCACUCACCCCAAAGGGUGAGCAGCUUGGGUUAGAACUAGGAGGAAGGAGAGAAGUGGGGGAAGGUAGGGGCCCCAAUAAAUCACCUGGAUUUCCCUACUCCCCGUUGUCAUGGCAACUGUUGGCGGAGCCAGAGGUCCCUGAGGGUACCUGGGAAGUGGACCUUUGAGUGUCCACUCAAAAGAGAAAAAGGAGACCCUGGGACAGGAAAGGGAAAUCCCCACAGAGGUUUCUUCUUCUAGACUGACCCUGAGCAGUCUGAGAGUGGGUGGGGCCAUCCUGCCACCUGGAGUAAUCACCGAACAGAAUACCUGGCCUGCCCAGAUCCCAGAAGGGCCUCCUGGGUGAUGAUUCAAGUGUCUCAGUCCCACUGAGCUGCCACGUGGGCACCCUGUCGGCAUGCCAUGGGCAUGUGGGAGCUUGAUUCUCAGGACUUGGG
Molecule: messenger RNA, 2696 nt
Organism: Prionailurus viverrinus (fishing cat)
Lineage: Eukaryota; Metazoa; Chordata; Mammalia; Carnivora; Felidae
Gene: GFAP
Product: glial fibrillary acidic protein
Exons: 10
Coding region: 517-2034 (505 amino acids)
Biological process (GO): intermediate filament organization; regulation of chaperone-mediated autophagy
Cellular component (GO): cytoplasm; intermediate filament; cell projection
Molecular function (GO): structural constituent of cytoskeleton
Source: RefSeq, a predicted model, not a curated record